Molecule: messenger RNA, 890 nt
Organism: Microstroma glucosiphilum
Lineage: Eukaryota; Fungi; Basidiomycota; Exobasidiomycetes; Microstromatales; Microstromataceae
Exons: 1
Coding region: 275-550 (91 amino acids)
Source: RefSeq, a predicted model, not a curated record
UCUUCCCCUCCUAUGGUAUGUCCCACGAAACUUAGCAUCGUCCCCGCCGUCUUUGACAAGCGACAAAAAGGGGCCAAUUUCCUAUAUGUCCGUGGGCCUUUCUCUUUUGGAAAGGGGGAAUCACCCCAGUCGACUUCUUCCCCGCCACGGUCCCUUCAGAAAGAAGUGACCUUGGCACCCUAACUUCCUAGAAGGGAAUGAGAGGGUGUGGCAUUGGCAGCUGAGAGAGGGCGAACGUACGAAGGGAGAAGAGGAGGGGGAGGAGGACAUGAGAAUGAGAAGUAUCAGUAUUCUGCUUCUUCAUCUGUCUCAGCCUUCUCAUGCUGUCUUUCUGCCCCCUUUGGGCGCUACUCACGGUUGCUUUUUUGAUCGAGAAAAGAAGAGGAAACCAAGGAAGGGGCUGACCCAGGCCGAGGAAUAUAUCCUGCGUGCAGCAGCCAGAGAUCCGCGCCGCGCGCACCACGGACGGACAAACAGAGGCGAAGCGGAGAGGAAGCAAUGGGUCGGAACGGCAGGGACAGCCAUGGCAGCGAGAACAGGUGGGGUGUGACCAUGAACGAGGACCCGAGGAUGCUGCAUACGAUCGGCUCAAGCGAAGAAGGGCGGGAGCAAUGCUGAGUCAAGCACAGGAGGAACGAGCAACGUACGCAUGAGAAGCAUCGGAGCAACUUUGCCGCGGCGACUGGCUCCUUCGCCCACAGGAACACCUUUGCCCUCGGGUCCUCAGGUCCGAAAAUCGUCCAGUCAGGAACAAGAGGGCGUACGGAGUACGCCUCGUGAGAACCUUGGCUGACCAGGGCGAGGACGACACAAGCCCCUGGCGGCUGCUUCGAUUGAGGUCAUUGUCGAUCGUCCUUUGUGGCAGGCAUAUAAGGGGGUCCCAUCCAGCG